Messenger RNA from Fusarium fujikuroi IMI 58289, 960 nucleotides. Its product is annotated as related to hydrolases or acyltransferases (alpha/beta hydrolase superfamily). Lineage: Eukaryota; Fungi; Ascomycota; Sordariomycetes; Hypocreales; Nectriaceae. The record is from RefSeq and is a predicted model, not a curated record. The transcript has a single exon. The coding region runs from base 1 to 960 and encodes 319 amino acids.
AUGUCGGUUCAGGCGGUUCGGAACCGCUCGACGUCCUCAACUCAACGUUUACUCUCUACAUCUUCCCUAACCCACCAAACCUUUCGCCUCUCGGAUGGCCGAACACUAGGCUUUGCAGAAUUCGGAAAACAAGAUGGCAAGCCUGUGUUUUACUUCCAUGGAUAUCCUUCCUGCAGACUUGAAGCUCAGCCUAUUGAUGGGAUUGCUCAACGCUGUGGUGUUCGUCUCAUAGCUCUCGACAGACCCGGCUUCGGCCUGUCGACAUUUAAACCUGGGUAUCAGAUCUUGGAUUGGCCAACUGAUGUGAUGGAGUUUGCCCAAGCACAUGAAAUUCCUCAAUUUUCUGUUUUCGGUCUCUCGGGCGGCGGUCCGUUCGCUUUAGCUUGUGCUUACGCGUUGCCAAAGCGUACGGUGACCAGCGUGGGACUCUUUGCAACUGCACCGCAUUGGGCGGCUGGUACGAAGCACGUUGAAUAUUACCGUCGAUUCUUCAAAGUCUGGGCAGAGUAUUCUCCAUCGACUCUUCGGGGAGCGUUAUACAUGCUGUACCUAUCUAUCAGAUGGGUUGUCCUAUCCGGCCCCGUGUCCAGAAGACUCAAUAAUUGGCUUGAAGCUGAACGCAAGAAAGAGGAAUCUGAGAGUGGGGAGUCGAAACCAAAGUCCAUGAGCUUAGAAGAGUUGGUAGAUAUGGUUCUCGACGAGCCAUUUCGCCAGGGAGCUGACGCUGCUGUGCACGAGAUGAAUCUCCUCACGUCGCAGGAUUGGGGGUUUGAUCUUGAGAAGGUUCAGUAUGGUGAUAUUCAGAUGUGGCAUGGGAAGAAGGACGUGAAUGCACCUAUUCAGAUGAUUCGGUAUAUGGCGGAGCGCAUACGAGGCAGCGAAUUGCAUGAGUUUGAGGAUGAGACUCAUUACACUAUGUAUAAGCACUUUGAACCAGCGUUGCGGAAAUUGGUAGAAUAA